AGGGCGUGGUUUUUAUUUUGUUAUGUAGUCCAAAGUCGGAAUCAGAAGUUCGAACACUAGUUUGACGCGAUCUACACAGGCACAGUGAGGCAUUCCACCUCACACUCUCUCCAGCCUCAGCAGAUAGCAGACGCAACAAAGCCAGAUCUCAGAUCUACUUGGUCCUGUCAGUGAGGUCACCUGCACCAGCAGAGAUUGUGAAGAUGGCGGAAAGUGUCGAGACACUUAAACAAUCCAUCCUUCGGCGGUCGAGAGUUGUUGAUGGCGGACAUCCACGUAUCCAUGUCAUUCCCAUGCAUCACACUGUGCGAGAUGAAGAAGCAGGUCUUGAAAAACUUGAGUUUGGAUGUAAUCAUGGACGUGGUGCAAGCAAAGUUAUCAUGAUGGUGGGGCAAACAGGCUCUGGAAAGACAACACUCAUCAAUGGCCUGGUUAACUAUGUCUUUGGUGUUGACUGGAAUGAUUCCUUCCGCUUCAAGAUGAUUGUGGAGGGUAGUCACGCUGACCAGGCCGAGAGUCAGACGAGGAAUGUCACUUCCUACACUCUGCAUCACCAGGACGGUUUCAGAAUGCCCUAUUCCCUCACCAUCAUCGAUACUCCAGGCUUUGGUGACACUAAAGGUAUUAAGAGGGACAGGGAAAUAGUUGAGCAGCUUCGCAAGUUUUUCACAAGCCCAGGAGAUCUCGGCAUCAGCCACAUCGAUGCCAUUGGCUUUGUGGUUCAGGCUUCCCAGGCCAGACUCUCUGUAGGACAAAAAUAUGUCUUUGACAGUAUCCUUGCACUGUUUGGCAAAGAUAUAAGCGAUAACAUAUUCCUUCUCGUUACUUUUGCUGACGGCCAGGAGCCUGAGGUUCUUAGUGCUGUGAAGAAAGCUGAAAUACCGUACAAGGAUUACUUCCAGUUUAAUAAUUCUGCUCUCUACUAUCAGACUGAUAAAAGGAGAAAGUUCGGCUCUCUUUUCUGGGACAUGGGAUGUGAAAGCUUCCAGAUCUUCCUGGACAAAGUUCUCGAAAUUGAAAGUAAGAGUCUUGUUCUUACUAAGAAUGUUCUUAGGGAGCGCAAAAAAAUUGAAGAAUAUAUUGAGUCUAUUCAAAGAGAAAUGAAAGUAGGACUAAGUAAACUGAAUACCCUGGAAAAGGAAAAAGAAAUGUUAAGAAAACAUGAACAUGAUGUAGACCAAAACAAAAACUUCUCUUUUGAGGUGGAAGAAGAUGUUUUUGUAAAGAAGGAUUGUGAUGAAAAUGGGUAUAAGUAUAAAGGAAUGCAUAACUGUAUGAAAUGUGAGCGCACUUGUUGCCAUUGGUGCUGGGGUUACUCUCUUGGUGUUGGAGGCAGGUGGUGCUGUUCUAUGAAUAAAGAAAUGAUGUGCAUGAUCUGCGGUUGUUCUCUUGAAGAACACAGAAUGUCUAACUACAUGUAUGAAGUGAGUAGGAAGACAACCAUGAAAACGGUGGCUGAAAUUCGUCUCCGCUUCACAGAAUCACUGAAGGAAAAACACUCUGCGCUGAAUAUGAUUGACGAGAUUCAAAGAGAAUAUGAUUUAGGGCAGAAGAAAAUACUGCACAUGGCUGACUCGGUAAGGAAAUCUCUUGACAGACUAAAGGAAAUAGCUCUGAGACCAGACCCGUUAAGCACUGUCGAAUACAUCGACAUAAUGAUAAAGAAUGAGCAAAGGGAUGCAAAGGCGGGAUGGCAAGAAAGAGUUGACCAACUCAUCCUACUAAAGAAAAGGGCGAAGGAAACAAAAAAAUAUGCUAACUGGAUGGUUCAGGUAUGUGGUGGAAAGUGAUUGAUUGACUUCAGUUAUGGCGCCGCAAUAUCGACAUAUGGUGAAAAAGGUAGGUCUUCUAAAGUGCCACUCCCCUAAAAUCUUGAAGUUAAGGACAACAAAUAGGCUCGAGAUGUUUACAUUGUACUUUCCUAGAGUACUUGAAGUCAUAGCUGUGAAGCAUUCUCUUCCCUCACUGUCCCCACACCAUGAGAGGUGCACUCCAUACACGAGUGUAUAAGGUCCCUGUAUAAGCUCAGCAUCUGGGAGUGGCAAAGCAUGCACGGAAGAAACAUGCAUCGCGUAGCUUCGUGGAAGUAUGUUUAACAAAAGACAAUUCAUAAAUAUUCAGUGUGGAGGAAGGGAUGCGUUGAGAGCUUUGGAAGUGCAGAUAUCACCAACCAUAGCAUCUGAAUUUCUGAGGCACUGGCGUUGCAUAUUUUGUUCUGUCAUAAUAGGAAAUCCAAGAGAGUUCAGAUGUGAAGCAUUUUAUAAUUGUUUUUCAUAUUGUUGCUUAAUUCCUGUCAAGGUAUUAGUGUAGCAAAUACUGUAGAAAAAAAAAAAAUAGGAAAGGCAUCAUCAGCAUAAGUCAAUAGGACAGCGGUUUCAGGAGCGGUCCAGUGUUAUAACAUGAGAGGAUGAUGAAAUCAGACCUUGUGGAAUACUACUGUUAAGAUGUUUAGCCAGGAAGAAAACUUCGGGUACAGGUGAAAAGAGAUGGACUGUAAUGGGACUGCAGUAUUUAUAUUAUUUUGCAUACUGGAGUCCUUUGUGUUACUUCCUAUAUCAUUCAUUGAAGUCUUUGCUCAGAGUUCACUUAUUAGUGGUAUUGUGGUGGAUAUUUUGUCUUUGUAUUGUCCAUCAUGGGAAUCUUCUAUGAAGACGAUGUAAACUUGACGCUUGACGUUAGAAUACUCCCUGUGUUGAAGACGUUAAUUACUGAUUUAAUUUAGUUAGACGAGUAUAGGCAUAUCUAACGAGAGUCAUUAUCUUUAGCUGCCUAUAUCGAUAUUUAGUAUAGUUUAUUGCCAUUAAUUCAUAAUAUAUAUAUAUAUAUAUAUAUAUAUAUAUAUAUAUAUAUAUAUAUAUAUAUAUAUAUAUAUAUAUAUAUAUAUAUAUAUAUAUAUAUAUAUAUAUAUAUAUAUAUAUAUAUAUAUAUAUAUAUAUAUAUAUAUAUAUAUACAUUUUUUUUUAUGUAGGAGGGACACUGGCCAAGGGCAAUAAAAAUCCAAUAAAAAAAUAAGAAGCCCACUGAGAUGCCAGUCCCAGAAAAGGGUCCAAAGCGAUAUAAUACAUACUUAACAAGUAUGUAUUAUACACUGUUUCUAUAGUGAGGUGACCGAGUUUUGUAUAAUUACAGAUCCUAGACAAUUUUAAAUAUAAAUUAUUUUUAUGAAAGUUCCAAUUUAGAUUCUGAUUGAUAUAAACCUUAAGAAAUUUUAAAUGGGAUACAUAUGUCGAUGUGUUCCAUCUUCUAGCAUUAGUGGGAAAAUUUGAUUUUGUAUGGACCUUUUCUGAAAAAAAAAAGUUUUAACCACACUAAGUUUGUUUAUGUAUCGAAUGUAAUCUGUAGUGUAAUACGAGUGCAAAUUGCUAACAUCAUUAUGGUUUAACAAUAAAUUUAUAUCAUCAGCGUAAUUAGUAUAUCUAAAUUGUGAGCUGGCAUUUAUGAUGUUACUUAUAUAGAUAAGAAAAGUAUUGGUCGUAAUAUUGAUCCCAGAAGUACACCUACGGAUAUGGAUUUAGUUCAAGAAUAAUAAGCACUGCAAUGGACAGCUUGUGACCUGUUGGUAAUAUAACUUUGGAAUAGCUGUAGUGGCACACCUCGUAUUCCAAUACGAUUUAUCAAAUAAUAAAUUAUGUUAUAAUGCAAAGUAUCAAAUGCCUUGGACUGGUCUAUAAAUACAAAUACAGCGUAAGAUUUAUCUUCUAAACAUUUAUAAAAAUUAUUGGUAAAUUCCAAUAUUGUAGUCUCGGUUAAAUGGUUGGCACGAAAACCAUGCUGAUAUUGUUACAAUAUUGUUUUCUCUAAAUAGUUUUUCAAACAAGAGGAAAUAUUUUUUCAAAUAUAGUACUGAAUGCUGGAAGUACUGUACUGUAUGCUGGAUGGAAAUAUUGAUAUGCGGCAGUAAUUAUUGAUAUUGUUCAAAUAACGAAAGUAUUCUCUAUUGGGUUUCUUCAUAACUGUUGCUAUAUCUUAAGAAAUGAUUAUUGAAAAUAUUUGAAGGAUCAGGACAGAAAGGUUUUAGUUCAAUCAGAUUACUUAAAUUAGAAGUAUUGUUCUGAUAUAUUUCCAAUGCCGUUUAGGGUUACCCUGAUUUUAUUUUAAUGGCUAUAAUAUUUGUUCUUUGCUACUCUUAAUGUGGCUGUUAACUUACUUCUAUAUUGUUUAUAAAUUUCUUUAUAUGUUAAGGGCCACUUACGUGCCAGUCGUUCUAACCUGUUUUUUUUUUUCCUGCAUGCUGAUUCUCAAAGCUGGUGUAAUAAAUGGACUGCGCUGGUUCUUGAAUUCUGCUUUGAUUUUUUCUCUCAGGAAAUCUUUUCAUGGAAUAGAUUGUUAAAUUUACAGAAAAAGAAAUACGCCUCGUCGGGGCAAUUCGACAUCAUUCCAUAUUACUUCUGAAAGAUCACUACUAAGAUUAUCUAAUGCAGUUUGUGUCAUGACUCUUUGGUGAUGUAUGCCUGAUUAGGUUUAAGUGUGUGGUGAUUAGUGAACUGAGGAACUACUGGAAAGUGGUCAGUUAUAUUGGUUUGUAUUGUGUAAUUAUUAAUGUUAUUUUCAACAUUUGACACCAUAUAUGGUCGAUUAGUGUGGCAGAAGUAUCUGUUAUUUUGGUCGGUCUAGGCAUUAAAGGGAAAAAAAAGAAAGUACAUCAAAUUAGUAAAUUCAAAGACAACCUU
Molecule: messenger RNA, 4670 nt
Organism: Scylla paramamosain (green mud crab)
Lineage: Eukaryota; Metazoa; Arthropoda; Malacostraca; Decapoda; Portunidae
Exons: 2
Coding region: 204-1790 (528 amino acids)
Molecular function (GO): GTP binding
Source: RefSeq, a predicted model, not a curated record